Messenger RNA from Zalophus californianus (California sea lion), 7290 nucleotides. RefSeq names its product chromosome 8 C20orf194 homolog (gene DNAAF9). NCBI's taxonomy places the organism in Eukaryota, Metazoa, Chordata, Mammalia, Carnivora, Otariidae. The coding region runs from base 367 to 3810 and encodes 1147 amino acids. The record is from RefSeq and is a predicted model, not a curated record. The transcript is spliced from 37 exons.
GUGGCUGGGGGUGCGGCAGAGAGCCCCACUCCAUGAUGCGGGGCCUGAGCACAGGGCAGAGCCUCGGCGUGGAAACCUUCAUCCUGGGGACCCGCGCUCCCAACGUCCGGCCAGGCUGCGUCGCAGCUUAAGGAGGGCGCGGUUCUGCGGCGGUGCGCCCACCCCGAUCCCAACGGGUUCCGACGCCCCGAUCCACGAUCCUUGCGCGCGCCCGGCCCCGUCUCCGCCCCGACGUGCCCCCGCGCGCCGCGCCCCCCGCCCACCCGGCACGCCCCGCCGCCCCGCCCGGCCGCAGCGGGCCUGCAGCUGCCCCGCGGGCCUGAGCGACCCUCGCCGCGGCAGCGUCCUCCUCUGCCGCUCGCCGCCAUGGACGUGUACCCCCCGCACCGGCUUGGGUUGCCCCGCGCGCGGUCCCCCGGCGGCUCCGGCCGCGGGUCGCCCUCCGUCAGCUGCAGCCGACUCCGCCAGGUUCAGAGCAUCUUGACCCAGAGCAGCAAGUCUCGACCUGAUGGGAUCCUCUGCAUCCUAGGAAUCGAUAGCAGGUACAAUGGAGGCUGCAGAGAGCUGGCAAACUAUCUUCUGUUUGGUUUGUACAAUCAAAAUACAAGUGAUUUUGAGAAAACGGGGUUUUCUGAAGAAGUUCUAGAUGAUGUAAUUAUAUUGAUUAAAUCAGAUAGUGUCCACCUGUACUGUAAUCCUAUAAACUAUCGCUAUCUCUUACCUUAUGUGGCACAUUGGAGAAAUCUGCAUUUCCACUGCAUGACUGAAAAUGAGUAUGAAGAUGAGGAAGCUGCAGAAGAAUUUAAAAUUGCCAGCUUUGUGGACAUGGUUCGAGACUGUAGUAGAAUUGGCAUUCCUUACAGCUCCCAAGGUCACUUGCAGAUAUUUGAUAUGUUUGUAGUAGAGAAAUGGCCAAUUGUACAGGCCUUUGCACUUGAGGGCAUUGGAGGGGAUGGAUUUUUUACCAUGAAAUAUGAGUUGCAGGAUGUGAGUUUGAGUCUAUGGAAUGUCUACAGCAAGAUGGAUCCUAUGUCUCUGGAGAGUUUGCUUUCAGAAGAUUUAGUGGCUUUUGAACAUCAGUGGACUAGCUUCUUUGCUAAUUUUGAUACAGAAAUUCCUUUCCUGCUGGAACUUUCUGAAUCUCAGGCGGGUGAGCCAUUCAGAAGUUACUUCAGUCAUGGAAUGAUCUCCAGCCAUAUAACUGAAAACAGCCCUAAUAGGCAGCCAUUCGUUCUCUUUGGUAAUCACUCCACACGAGAAAAUCUGAACGCUGGCAACUUUAACUUCCCUUCUGAAGGGCAUCUGGUACGCAGCACUGGUCCCAAUGGGAGCUUUGCCAAACACAUGGUAGUACAGUGCGUCUCACCAAAGGGACCCCUUGCUUGUUCAAGAACAUACUUUUUUGGGGCUACUCACGUUCCUUACUUGGGUGAUGAGAAUAAGCUGCCCAAGAAAACUGAACAAAUUAGGCUCUUGUCCCAGGUGUACGCUGCUGUUAUACAGGCUGUUUUGGCUGGCAUUGCAUGUUAUGCUAAAACUUCCAGUCUAACAAAGGCAAAGGAGGUAGCUGAGCAGACCCUGGGAUCUGGGUUAGAUUCCUUUGAGUUGAUGCAGUUUAAGGCAGCCCUACGCUCCAAGAUGGCUUUUCAUAUCCAUGCUGUGAAUAAUCAGGGAAGGAUUGUGCCUCUGGACAGUGAAGAUAGCUUAUACUUCGUGAAAACAGCUUGUAUGACUGUAUAUGACAUUCCUGACUUACUGGGAGGAAGGGGGUGCUUAGGGUCUGUGGUCUUCUCAGAAUCCUUUUUGACGUCUCAGAUCUUGGUUAAAGAAAAGGAUGGCACUGUUACCACAGAAACCAGCUUCAUAGUCCUGACAGCCGCCAUACCCAGAUUCUGCUCCUGGCUGGUAGAAGAUAAUGAAGUAAAAUUGUCUGAGAAAACCCAGCAAGCAGUGAAGGGGGAUGCCUGUUUCCUGGGUACUUUUCUAACAGGAGGAGAAGGAGCAUAUCUUUAUUCCAGCAAUCCACAUUCUUGGCCUGAGGAAGGGAAAGUGCACUUCUUCUCUAGUGGUCUUCUGUUUUCUCACCGUCAUCACGGAAGUAUCGUCCUUUCCAAGGAUCACAUGAAUGCCAUUUCCUUCUAUGAUGGGGAUUCCACAAGUGUUGUUGCUGCCCUUCUGAUAGACUUCAAAAGCUCGUUGCUUCCUCAUCUCCCAGUUCAUUUCCAUGGAUCAGGCAAUUUUCUGAUGAUUGCCCUUUUCCCCAAAUCAAAGAUAUACCAAGCAUUUUACUCAGAGGUCUUCUCCCCCUGGCAGCAGCAGGCUAACUCAGGGCUGUCUUUAAAAGUGAUCCAGGAAGAUGGAUUAUCUGUGGAACAAAAGAGAUUACACUCCAAUGCCCAGAAGCUCUUCAGUGUCCUGGGCCAUUCUCCUGGGGAGAAACAGAGUCCUCUAAAGCUACUCCCAGCCAAACUUCCAGAGCUAGACUGGUUUCUUCAGCAUUUCGCCAUCAGCAGCAUUAGUCAGGAGCCUGUGAUGAGGACCCAUCUCCCUGUCCUGCUGCAGCAAGCUGAAAUCAGCCCUACUUACCGAGUAGAAAAUGACAAGGUAAUUAUCAGCAUUGUAACUGGCCUCCCAGGCUGUCAUGCUAGCGAGCUCUGUGCUUUUCUGGUCACUCUGCAUAAGGAAUAUGGCAGGUGGAUGGUAUACCGCCAAAUCAUGGAUAGCUCCGAAUGUUUUCAUGCUGCCCACUUCCAAAGAUACCUUUCCAGUGUCCUGGAGGCUCAGCAGAACCGCUCUGCCCGCCAGUCAGCCUACAUCCGCAAAAAGACCCGACUGCUAGUGGUGUUGCAAGGCUACACAGAUGUUAUUGAUGUCGUCCAGGCCCUGCAGACCCAUCCAGACUCAAAGGUCAAGUCCUCCUUCACCAUUGGUGCCGUCACGGUGUGCGUGGAGCCCCUGAGCUGCUACAUGGAGCACAGAUUUCUCUUUCCUAAAUGUCUUGACCAGUGUUCACAAGGCCUGGUGAGUAAUGUGGUGUUUACCAGUCACACCACGGAGCAGAGGCACCCUCUCCUUGUCCAGCUGCAGAGCCUCAUCAGGGCUGCCAGUCCUACUGCAGCCUUCAUUCUUGCAGAAAAUGGGAUUGUCACCAGGAAUGAAGACAUUGAGCUGAUUCUCUCAGAAAAUAGUUUUUCAAGUCCUCAGAUGCUACGAUCUCGAUAUUUAAUGUACCCUGGCUGGUAUGAAGGUAAAUUUGAUGCUGGAUCAGUCUUUCCACUAAUGGUUCAGAUCUGCGUAUGGUUUGGUCGUCCCUUGGAGAAGACUCGCUUCGUGGCCAAGUGUAAAGCAAUUCAGUCUUCCAUCAAGCCAAGUCCCUUCUCUGGAAACAUCUACCACAUCCUCGGCAAAGUGAAGUUUUCAGACUCUGAGAAGGCCAUGGAGGUCUGCCAUAACACUCUGGCCAAUUCUUUGAGCAUUGUCCCUGUUUUGGAGGGACCCUCGCCACCGCCUGACUCCCGAAGCACACCUCAAGAAAGCAACGGGCAGCAGGAAUGUUACCUCGUGUUCAUCGGCUGCUCCCUGAAGGAAGAAAGCGUCAAGGACUGGCUGCGGCAGUCAGCUAAGCAGCUCCGUUGGGACCUGACCCCUCCCUCCCUACAUCUCUGCACAGAAGCCUCAGAGGAAAGCCCUGAAGACCAGGGGAAUGCUGACUCAGCAGGAGAUCAGGAAUAUCCACGUGAAACGCCACCUGGACCCCCUGCCCGCAGGCUACUUUUACAAUGGCACCCAGUUUGUCAACUUCUUUGGUGACAAGACUGAUUUUCACCCACUCAUGGACCAGUUCAUGAAUGACUACGUGGAAGAAGCCAACCGGGAAAUUGAGAAGUAUAACCGAGAGCUGGAACAGCAGGAGUAUCAUGACCUCUUUGAGCAGAAGCCCUAGGGGAAGGCUGGGCCAUACAUCCUGGAGAACGUCCACCCUGGAGGUGGACGUUUAAAAAUGGGGUUACUUAACCUCAGCUCUCCCAGAGGCCCUCCCUAAAGGGGCUGUCUUUCUUCUUCUUGGCCUUUGUGUACUGGCUUGAGUGCAUGUUGUCUUUAUUCUCUAUACAGCGCUGAAGAGCAUCACCUGCACCGCACCACUGAUGGGGGGCGGGGGGGGUCUUCAUGGAGGAUGAGCAGAUAGGGACUGCCCUGUGUGUGGGGCUGGCAGCCCAGAACCUCUGGGUAUCUCCUUUGGGCUGCUGAGGCACUGUGACGGUGGGGAGAAUCAUUUGUUACACAGAGUUGCUGUUGGCAAGCAGAAGGAACCCUGGCUGCCUGAACUGUGCCCAUGCCUGGGGGACCAAGCCACCACAGGCGUUGGGCCUCAGACACUGUCCCAGGAGAGCCCUGUCCCCAGUGGAGUGCCUGGCUUCCUGCUUAGGCCCCUUGCAUUGAAGGAGCGGGCCCUGCUGGCCCUGGGCCCGGUCCUGGGGGGACCACCCCAGGCCCUGCCUGAGCCCCACCCACAGAGCCAGCAGCUUGGGCUGAGAUCAACAGCUUGUUUUCAGAUGAGGAGCUGUCCCUUACAGACUAAACUGAGGGGAAAGGCAUGUUGCUUUCCAGAAGCAUGUGGCUUUUGAAUUGAUACAAGCAGUCUCCCUGGAGGAUGGUUUUGAGCUCCCCUCACUCUGGUUUGCCUCAUUCAGGGCAAGAGCAAAGCAAACCUGCUACUUCGGCCUCCCUGGUGAUGCUUUGCCUCACUUUUGAGGGGAGCAUCCUCCAACCACUUAGUCUUAGGCCCAGGGCUCUGAUCACUUGUGCGGCAUCCCUGAAGGGGGCUCACUCUCCAGCACCCAGCCCUCCCUUGAGCCUUACCAGGGAAGGCUUGGUUUGCAGCCACAAACUUCAGGAAACUUAUGUCCCCAAGCAUUGUUGCUGGCCCUGGACUUGUUAGGCUCCUGUAGACCGGGAAUUUCAAAGAAUUCCAAUAUCCAAUUUAGAAUUCCUUCCAGGGGCUUUGUUUGCAGCUAGACCAUAAAGCAGAGGGGAAUUAGAAAUGGAUCCGGUGCCUGACUUCCAGAAUUAGUUUGGGGUGGGGGGAGGUCACAGGCACUGAUAUUUGGGUGAUGUCUGUUAGGACUUCAGCGCCUCAGCUGUCUAGAUUGUAAAUGCUUUCUGAAUUUCACAUAUUUUUUUUGCAUGCCUUAGGAAGAAGCACAUAGACGAAACCAGCAAAGUUUCCAGUAAUGUAGAGGGGUUUUUGAGAAUAGCCCCUGGCACAGAGGAGAGACUGAGAAAGGAUGGAGCACAUAUGAUCUGUGUGCCUGGUUACUCAGAGGCCUCCAUGCAAGUAGCAAAGCAGGUGUUAAGGGCUUGUCAGUAAAAUGUACUUGUAUUAGAAAAAAAUAAUCUAUAUUUAAAGCCAAAUGAACAAAACUCAAAAUACCACUAAAUAAGAAGUCUUGCAUGAAGAAAGCCUUCUGAAAAGGCCCAUGUGUUCCAUUCCCAACUCCCAAAGCUGGUGGUGACAAGGGCCCUAGUGUGGAGCCCAAGUCUGGGAGCACCUCACUUCUGGUGGGCCAGAGGCUGGGGUCCACAUGGGCCUGCCUCUGCUUCAGAAUCAAUAACGUAGAUCUUAAGUGCAAUUGAUGAACUAAGCAAUGAGUUACUGUAGCUUCUUUUAGCUCUACUGAGCUCUUUUUAAAAACUCAACCUUGAGCAGCCUUAGAGAAGGGAGAAGUGGGGUGGGUGGGUGGGGUAGGGGAACCAUAGGCCAUUUACUCCAGGUGGGUUGCUGUGAACUUUUAAAUGAAAGCUCUAGAUUGAGGAGCUCGAGCCAUUUCCUGGUGGCUGCACAAAAGAGUUUUUAAAAAGGGUUCAGAGCCCGCGCAUAGAAGCGGGUCUUCCCACUGCGUGGGGCUGCACUACGUGGUGGUCUUGGUUUCUGACCGUUGUCCGCAGAAAUGCUCUCUCACCAACUUGCCCCACUACCCCAAUUCCUCUGCUGUUAGAGGGAAAACUGUGAUUACCUCAACUUGAAUAUGAAACUGUGAUUGAAAAAAGUCAAAACGUUAAGAAGUUCCAAAGCCAAAAAGGCAGAACUGGCUGAGGCCUCCAUUGACACUCCUCAGCCUGCUCGGGAGUGCGAAGGGGCACACUGGCGAAAGGGCAUUCCUUGGGGCGCACUUGCUGUGCCCCUGGUAAAGAGGCACACUGACUGUGUGAGCUCUUUGAGGACUGAGGCAGGGAGGAUGCUCUUCCCCUCCCCCCCCCCCACGCACUGCCCCUUCUGGAACCUGCCAGGCACCUCUGGGUUCUGACUGUGAAGUUUAAUAUCCACUUGAUUCCUCUGGGAGCUCCACGUGGAGGGACAGGGUCUUAGGCUGUCUCCAGAGGAAGGGCCAUGACACUGUGUUGUAGAUUUUGACCGGGAGUGGAUGCCAGGGACCCAGCAGAGACAUCAGAUGUAGUAGGUUCCGUAGGGACAGGCAGAAGUCCUCCAGGGGCUUACGUGCUUUUUGCCAACUUUCCUAUUAGCAGCUUCAGUUUUAUAUCACCCAGAGUGAGUGUGAUAAUUUGAAGUCGCUGAAGUUAUGGGUUAUUUUACGUUUUGAUGUGGGACUUUUUUUUCUUUUUUUUGAUUGGAAGGAGGAGGCUGAAAUUGGAGAAAAGGGAUCACCCUAGGAAGGGGCUGCUGGCAAGGAGUCCAGUUGGCCCCAUCCGAGCCCUGGGGGCUCUCUGACCUGAGGCCAGGACCCUGGGCCCUGGGGGUCGCAAGAAAAAGUUCCCUCCUAAAUUCUAUUAGGAUUUUGGAGAAUUUUUGCACAGUAAUAAGCUCUGGGUUGCUCUUUGGGCUUCUCAAAAGGGAAAAGUUAACUCAAAGAUUGUAAACUAUUAAGUAUUCCAGUGUGUCGCUGACCUAGUUGGAUAGUUGUACCUCAAAAAGUAGGUGAGAAAAGGCUUCCUUGUCCCAGGUUGUCAAAUACUAAUGACAGAAGAGCUCACUUACGUGCCAAAAUUCACUUUUAUACUAGUUUUUCAGUGCUUUAAUAUUUGUAACUUAAAUUUUAAAACUCAUAUUUACAAACACUACUGUAACUUCAGUGAAACUGAAUUGUGUGAUUGAAGCUUUUUGCUUAUUAUAGUAUUUAUUACACUACUUAAUUCAGUAAAUAUAUAAAAGUAGCCUUCAAUUUAUUUUUAUAUUAUUUUACAUGUUUUUACCUGCAGUCGUGUAUGUGAAUUUACCUUGGUAACUGAGAUGUCAUGCUAAGGACCAAUAAACUCUCACUGAACAAGCAGGAC